AUGGCACGUCGUUACACGCACGACAAGAAUAAAAGCCAGAUCGUAUUUGAUUUUACUGGUGGUGAAUCUGAAAUGCAUUCAAUGACAAUGCAAACAAUACCAAAAGCGAAAAAUAUUGUCAGAUCCGAAGGUCAAAACUUUUCACUUCGUACAGAUGAUAUUAAAGGCGCACAACCAAGUCCUCCGAAAAAGAAAUCAUCUUUCGAUUUCUACAACCCAGAUGAUAUUGAUGGCUCCAAAUCAAAACCAAACGUUGAUAAAACAAAGCAACCAAAAGACAUUAUGAGCGUUAAAGAUAUUCAAGGCGCUACACCAUCUAUUCAACGAAGUCUUCCUCAUUCAAAUAGACACUCAAACCCACAAAAUCCAGUUUAUGAUCUUCCAUCAUACAAAGAGGAGCCAAUACCUGUUCCAAAGUUCAUCAGAGACAACAUCAACUACGAUGAUAUCCCAGGAGUUCAUCCAAAGUCUUAUAAGACAGAUAAACCUCCAAAAGAUACUCUCAAAGUCGAUGAUAUCCCAGGAGCAGCUCCAAAACAUCUCGUUGGUAAGUACAUUGAUCAUCACGAGAUGGAUGUCAGCGACAUUAAUAAUGAUGGCGUUUUUAAGACUAGACGUCAAACAAAUCCAUUAUUCCCAGAUUACUACUACGAUGGACAAACAUAUCCACGUGAUUUUGGCAUCCAAAAGUCGAAUUACAAAACCAGAAAUAAAGAUACAGAUUUUAGCCUGAAGACAUCUGAUAUUCCUGGAGCAUGCGCAGAUUCAUCUGCAGAAGCUAUCCGCAAUUUCAAGGCUCCUCUUCCACCAUCUGAACAGGACGAAUACGGAAAACCUGUUGCACUCUUAAAUCUUCCUUCAAUGAAGAAGGCCGAGAAAGAACUAGAAAGAAGACGUGCAAUAGAAGAAUACCAUGGAGAAACUAUUCGUCGUUUUGAAAAUCGCCAUCUUUUGGUGAUGAAUCAAAGCGCAGACCCAGCACAGGCAGCUCUUAAGAAUCAGAGACAGAAUAGAAGUAAGGCUCCAGUUACAUUCCAAGUUACUGAUGCCGAUUUAUAG
Trichomonas vaginalis G3 is the source of this 1059-nucleotide messenger RNA. RefSeq lists its product as uncharacterized. The coding region runs from base 1 to 1059 and encodes 352 amino acids. The transcript has a single exon. Lineage: Eukaryota; Parabasalia; Trichomonadida; Trichomonadidae. The record is from RefSeq and is a predicted model, not a curated record.